UUCUCAUAAUCAACUGCGAGAUCUGUGUGAGAGAAUAAAAUAAAAUUAUCAAAAUUCAUUUGUUUACAAACGAAGAGAGAAUCGCCACGAAACCGAAUGCAAGCCCAGUUGAUUGGUGACAUUACUUCGUGCAAGAUGUGUUCUAUUGCGGCCCGAGAACAUUUGAAAUAUAUGUGUUGUCGCUGCUGUUCGAAGACUCAGCAAAAAAUAUGGGUCUUUGGCACUGCAACGGUGUUCCUGGUACUAGGACUUGUGGGCAUUAUUUGUGGGCCCAGCUUGAUUAUGGAUAUGAUUUAUAAGAUGCUACCCCUAAAGGAGGGCGGUCGCACCUAUGACAAGUGGGCCAAUACCCCAGUACCAAUCUACAUGGCCAUGUAUCUUUACAAUUGGACCAACACCGAGGAUGUAAGAGUGAAGGGUGUCAAACCAAAUUUUGAACGUGUCGGACCCUAUGUUUUCCGUGAGGAGAGAAUCAAACAGAAUAUCACCUGGUAUCCGAAUAAUACGGUGUCAUUUAUGCCGCAACGUUUUUGGUAUUUUGAGCCCGAUAUGUCCGGUGGCACAUUGGAGGAUAAGAUUACAUGCCCGCAUUUGCCAACAAUUGCUGCCUCGAACAUAGCUCGCGACUUUCCCAAAGUUAUAAAAGUCUUCUUCAACAUUGCUCUAAAUAGCAAUGGUGGUGCCCUGUAUCAGACGCACACAGCCGAUGAGUGGCUGUUUAAGGGUUUCUAUGAUGAAUUUCUGGACUAUGCCAUGAAACUGAACAACUCAAUGACGGGUGACAUUAAGGACAAUCAUUUCGCCUGGUUUCUGCAUCGUAAUGGUUCGGCAGAUUUCGAGGGAAUUUUUACGAUCAACACCGGUGCCGAAGAUCUACGAGAAAUGGGUGAAUUAAAGUUAUGGAAUGGUGUUAAUCACACAGGAUAUUUUAAGGACGAAUGUGGUCGGGUGAAUGGCAGCACAUCGGAUUUGUUUGUACCCAAUCGCAAGCCCGAUGAGUGGAUAACGAUUUUCAUGAAAGACACAUGUCGCAUCAUCAAUUUGGUGCCAUCAGGUCGGACUACAAUUGAGGGUAUUGAGGGUAUACGCUAUGAAACAAAACCGGAUACAUAUGAUAGUGGUACCCUUAAUCCGGAUAUGAAGUGUUAUUGUCCUCGGGAGUUGAUGCCAAAUAAUUGCCCGAAGCAUGGUGCUACAGACAUACGCAGUUGUGCUGACGGUGCCCCAAUGUUUAUGUCACAUCCCGGAUUUUUAUAUGCCGAUCCAAGCUAUGCCAAUACCACAACGGGAACCAAGGCAGAUCCGGAAAAGGAUGUAUUCUUCAUAACAAUGGAACCGAAAUUGGGUGUACCCUUGGAUGUAAAUGUGGCCAUACAGAUUAGUUUGUACAUUCAACCGGAUAGGGAUAUAUCACUACUCAGGGGCAUACCCUCGUUUUAUGCCCCUCUGUUCACCAUUAACAGUAUUGCCAAAAUUACACCCGAUAUUGCCAAGGAAGUUAAGCUCGCCCUCAAUAUCCCCAACAUUGGCCUAUACACCGGCAUCGGCAUAACAUGCCUGGCCGUUUUAAUAGCAUCUGUGGGCAUAUUUGUUACGGUUACCAAGCGAUGGUAUGAACCCAUCGGUGAUGAAAACACCAUCAUUAAUAAUCACUAGUUUAAGGAUCAACAAUUCCCAACUCUGCACCAAAGCAUUUACUAGGGCUAAAGCAUUUGCAGGAGUUAAGAACAAAUUUAUAGUUUUAAGUUAGUCAUAAGAGUUUUUGUACCGCUUUUUUAAUUAUUAUUUUAUAGUUUAAUUUUUUUGUAUCCUUGCCAAAUGAAAUACUAUUGUUACAUAAGAUCUCUGUUCGAAAGAACAAGAAAUAAAAAAAAAAUAACAAGUAAAAAA
Musca domestica (house fly) is the source of this 1890-nucleotide messenger RNA. RefSeq names its product protein croquemort. The coding region runs from base 97 to 1656 and encodes 519 amino acids. The transcript has 6 exons. Gene Ontology annotation, cellular component: cytoplasm; membrane. Gene Ontology annotation, molecular function: scavenger receptor activity. Lineage: Eukaryota; Metazoa; Arthropoda; Insecta; Diptera; Muscidae. The record is from RefSeq and is a predicted model, not a curated record.